Messenger RNA from Chelonus insularis, 3111 nucleotides. RefSeq names its product phospholipase DDHD1-like. The transcript has 10 exons. Gene Ontology annotation, molecular function: glycerophospholipase activity; metal ion binding. The record is from RefSeq and is a predicted model, not a curated record. Bases 962 to 2776 code for a protein of 604 amino acids. Gene Ontology annotation, cellular component: cytoplasm. Lineage: Eukaryota; Metazoa; Arthropoda; Insecta; Hymenoptera; Braconidae.
UGUAAACUUAAAAAUAUGUAAUUAUUCUUAUGAAAAGAAUAAAUUUAUUCGAUAUAUCAGUAGUGAACGAUCAAGAUUUUUAUUCAAAAUAUGUCAAUUUAUUGGAGUGUAAAUAAUAUUCCGUUGUUUGUUGCCAAAACUCGAGACACGUGUGAUUUGUGUGAACAUACUUGACAUCUGACUUUAUUGCGCAUGCACAAUUGCACAUCAUUUGCCCUAACUCCAAAUCAUACCAAGAAGAUAUUUCUUCAUUUAUAUCAUCCGGAAGUUUAUUUUAAAAUCUUUAGCAAUUGUUGGUUAUAAUGAAUUAACAUACACAAAAUAAACUAUUCAAUUAUCUCGUGACAAUCCGACACCAAUUAUGCUUCAUUAAUUAUAUUCAUGUGUUUAAUAAUCAACUCGAAGCUCCAAAGCAUGAAUUAACAUGAAGCAACAACAAUUAUCUAAACCUUCAAAAUUUGAUUAAACAAAUAUUUAAAAAUGCAGUAGACAUCAGCUAAUGUCUAUUUUUCAUUGUAUGUAUGAAUUUGCACAUGAACAGUGACUACAGUGUCGUUGGACACAGUCUCUACAUAGUAUACAGCAUUAUAUAAAUGUACAACAUUGGCCAGGGAUGGAGAGGUAGAAGAGGAGAUCAUCGACAUGCUCGUAAGCGCGGUGUGCGCGUUAGAUAAAUGUUAACCGCGGUGAACAAAUGAUCGCGGGUUGACAGUUGCUCCACAUUACAAAACACGAGUGUUUUUGUGCUUGUAAUAUUUUAUUUACAACAUUAUAGACUAAUUUGCAUGAAAACAUUGUGUAUAAUCAAGUGUUUUUAAGUUAUUGGUUAUAUUCAGCAAAGUUGUGUUGACGAAUUGAGUACGUACCUGCAUAGUACUAUCUGCACUGCAGAAAAUUAACUUCUCGUCGUUUAAGAGUUGCUGGACAUCUCGUUACUGACACGAAACAAACGCUAUAAAACAUGUCUACUCAUUUACUUACGCAUGUUGAUCCUUUCAGUGAGACUCCAUUAGAAACGGAAUCGAUUGAAGAUAUACUAAAAGAAAAUGGCAUGGACAUUACUGAAGAAAUACUGGAUCAAGAAUAUGCUCAACCUCUGACUCCGGAAGAAGUCAGAUGGUUUUAUAAAGACGGCGUUGAUAAGAGAUGGGUCGAGUUUUGUGGAUACGAUAGUUUAAGAAUUGAAAAUGCUUGGAGGCGAAGAGAAGCCCAGGAAAUCAACCAGACGAAUGAAAAUUCAAUGCUUUCCGAAAGAGUUGUAGUCAAAGGUGGAAUGUAUGACGUUGAAUUAGAUAAAAUGAAAUGUAUGUCAAUCUAUUGGCCAGGAGAAGAAUGGGAGAUAAUGCGGGCGACUUGGUAUUAUGAAGCGAGUUGGAUCCCUCUUGAAAUGGAACACUCAAGGGUGAUCGAAGAAGCUCAUCUCCGGCUUUUCGAACGACAAACAAAUUCCUCAGAGUCAACGCCAGAGGAAACAUCUACCUCACAUUCUUAUAAAGUUUUACAUACCGUACACUUUCCAGAAUUUCACGUUGAUUGGCAUGCCAUUAACGAUGUCGCGCUUUAUAGUGAAUAUACUCCAAGUAAAUUAAUGCGUAGCGUGACAUCUAAAUUAGGAUUUACGAAAACAAGUGGUUAUCGUCUGAAACGCGGCUACAAGUGUCUUGCGACGAUGGAUGAUAAGCCUCAUGAUAUUGACCACUUGGUUCUUGUUGUACAUGGAAUAGGUCAAAAACGUGAUACGGGAAAGAUUAUUCGAAAUACUGCAUCAUUUCGAGACUGUGUUGACUGGUGUAAACAAAAAUAUUUUCCAAGCUCACAAUUCCGAGUGGAAUUUUUCCCAGUUGAAUGGAGAUCUUCAUUGAAGCUUGAUGGAGAUAUUGUUGAUGCUAUUACUCCAUAUAGUGUGAUGAGUAUAAGACAUCUUUUGAAUACUUCAGCAAUGGAUAUUCUUUAUUAUACAAGUCCAUUAUACGGGGGAGAAGUACGUGCAGGAUUGCAACGAGAGCUCAACCGUCUAUAUUUUAUGUUUACAACUCGUCAUCCAGGGUGGAAAGGAAAAGUAUCGAUUCUCGCACAUUCUUUAGGUUGUGUUAUUGUUUAUGAUAUUGUUACUGGAUGGAUGGGACCUGAUACAAGACCUCCAUCACCAGCAGCACCAGAUAUUUCUUUGACAGAUGGCCUAAAAUUCACCAUUGAGAAUCUAUUUUGUUUAGGCUCGCCAUUAUCAGUAUUUCUAGCGUUACGAACACGCACACCUUCUAAUAAAUUUGACAUUAUGCCUCCAGGCCUAUGUAAAAGGUUUUUUAAUAUUUUUCAUUGGUCUGACCCCGUGGCCUAUCGCAUGGAGCCUCUUUUAGUAAGAAAUUAUAGUAAAAUAGAACCUGUUCUUAUAUUGCCCUAUGGUGGAGUUGAUGGUCAACAAAUUGAACAACCUCCAGCAUUGAAUAAUGGUGAUCCAAAUAUUACUACACCAGAGAAUGAAGAAAAAGAAGCUGAAAGUCCAACUGACACUGCUAACCGCAACGAAAAGGGUUGGAGUUUGUGGGGUUUAGUUAGAGGUGGUUGGAAUACGAAAGAAGGACCAUCAUCGCCAACUCCUGAUGCAAAUAUAAUAAGACCGGAUGAAGAACUGGAACAGCGAUUGGAUUAUGUCUUACGACCUGGUGGAUUAGGUCGUAAUUAUUUGUACACAGUAACGGCUCACACAGCAUAUUGGAAUAAUUAUGAUGUCGCCUACUUCGUGUUAACUAGAUUAUUUCCUAAUUUAGAAAUUUGAUGUUGGAGCAAGCUUUAAGCAUCUAAACGGUUAAUUCUUAUUGGAUUGCCAUGUGCGUUUACUAGUCUUAAAAAUAAUUCAAUAAGUCUAAUUGUAUUUGGUGCUCUACAAUUAGACCGUUUACCAAAAAAGAGCAAAAAAUUUAGGAAAAAUUAUGUAGAUUUAUAUAUUUACUGAAAACCAACUGUGAUAUCAGCAAAAUGAUACAAUAAGACAAUUUACCAUGUAAGUAAAUGUUUUUUGCAUAAUUUUCAUAUUUAAGAAAUUACAUAGAUCACGAAAAAAAAAAAAUUGUAUUCAAUUUACAAAUGUGCAAUGCAUUUUUAUAUUUCAUA